AUGAUCCAAGCCUCGCAUAUCACAGGAUUUAUUUUUGCUCAUCUUCAACUUGCCAUGCGAAGGUUCUACUACGGAAUUUCACUUGGGAUCCCUGCUGAGCCUUUGCUCUAUACCGAGGCGAGAACCAAUCCUAUCACGGACAAAGCGCUGAAGCCUACCAAAUCGCAGGAUAGAGAAGAAAUUGAAGGUAGUCAAAUGAAAGAUUUACUGUCAGUUGACACUCACAUCUACUCGAGCCCUCCGAGCCUUUACUUACGAACACAAGAGCUGGCAGUAGUAAGGCGGCAGAACUUAUCGCUGUUAUUGCCACUUCUUAAAGAUGAUGCCAUGCACAAUUGA
This is a messenger RNA of Penicillium digitatum Pd1, 339 nucleotides long. Lineage: Eukaryota; Fungi; Ascomycota; Eurotiomycetes; Eurotiales; Aspergillaceae. The record is from RefSeq and is a predicted model, not a curated record.